GCGCCGAGCGGUCCCCAUGGAGCUGCCGUAGCGGCGCGGGGUGGCGAGGAUGAUCGAGGCCGAGGCCGACCGCGGGGCGUGGCUGCUGGUGCUGAGCUUCGUGUUCGGGUGCAAUAUCCUCCGGAUUCUCCUCCCAUCUUUCUCGUCCUUCGUGUCCAGGGUGCUGCAGCAGGAUGCAGAGCAGGAGUCGCAGAUGAGAGCAGAGAUCCAGGGCAUGAAGCAGGAGCUCUCCACUGUCAACAUGAUGGACGAGUUCGCCAGAUACGCCAGGCUGGAAAGGAAGAUCAACAAGAUGACGGAUAAGCUCAAAACCCAUGUAAAAGCACGGACAGCUCAGUUGGCCAAGAUAAAGUGGGUUAUGAGCGUCGCUUUCUAUGUAUUGCAAGCUGCCUUGAUGAUCUCGCUCAUUUGGAAGUAUUAUUCUGUCCCUGUGGCUGUUGUGCCGAGUAAAUGGAUCACCCCACUAGACCGCCUCGUAGCCUUUCCAACCAGAGUGGCAGGUGGUGUUGGAAUUACCUGUUGGAUUUUAGUCUGUAACAAAGUUGUGGCUAUUGUACUUCACCCUUUCAGCUGAAAAGGAAGAUGAACACAGCUUUGGGACUUUUUAAAAACGGAUUUUCUCUUAUUAGGUUAAAAAUCUGAUUUACACUUAACAAAAAACCCCUACAGAUGUACGUAAGUUAUUUUUUGUUGUUGGAUGUGUUUGUACUUGGGCUUCAUGUGAGAUUCUUAUAAGAAUCAUAAUUUCUGCAUUUAUCUGUGAGUCAGAAAGGCCCGUAUAUGGCACACAUGUUCCAAGCAGCAUAACCCCAGACUUAAAGAAACAUGAACUGUCCUGGGCCGUCCACAGGUGCUGCUCCUGAUUCGUGCUCUUGACAUAUUUUGGGUAUUGCCGCCUUGGAAGGUCAAAAGUUUCUAACAACUUAAGUACUUUAAAGACUUAGUGCAGUUUUUAACCCAGUUUAGGGAGUAACUAAAUUUUAAUACUAAACCAGAAUUUGGGAACUUGAUUUCAAUCUUAGAUGGUCCAUCUGGAAGCAAAACACUAGCUGGCAUCACUUGGCCUUUCUCCCUCUGUUUUCAGCGCCAUUGCUAGGCAGGCGAUUGUGUGGGAUGAAUAAGAAUGGAGAAGCAGUGCUACAUGUUUGAACCUGUUAAAUUUCUUCACAGUAUUUUAUGAAUGCCUUCCUCAGACUGUAAUGCAUUGCUUUGUGCUUGAAUUGUUUUAUAUUUGAAGAGUUUCUAAUGAAGUGUGUUUUGUAAUUAUUUCAUAUCUCUAUCUGUAGAAUGAAAAGAAGUUAAAAACAAACUAGGCAAUCUCAUUAAACCAAUGCGGCUGAUGUGUGGCCUGGAAAGUAAAAUUCUGCAAAAUCUGUUUUUAAGCACCUUUUCUAAUUAAAAUGUUUGCACGUGCUGAGUGACUUCCUUCCCCACGGUGACUGAUUUGCUGUGAGCAGUCUAUGACUGAUGAGUGGCUAGAAGCUUUGGCACUUAACUCUAUACCCAUAGCACAGUAAAGCUAAAUCCUAUUGCUAGUUGUUGUUGUUUUUUUUUU
Messenger RNA from Castor canadensis (American beaver), 1555 nucleotides. RefSeq names its product guided entry of tail-anchored proteins factor 1 (gene Get1). Gene Ontology annotation, molecular function: protein-membrane adaptor activity. Gene Ontology annotation, cellular component: GET complex. Gene Ontology annotation, biological process: tail-anchored membrane protein insertion into ER membrane. The record is from RefSeq and is a predicted model, not a curated record. NCBI's taxonomy places the organism in Eukaryota, Metazoa, Chordata, Mammalia, Rodentia, Castoridae.